Actinia tenebrosa (Australian red waratah sea anemone) is the source of this 4163-nucleotide messenger RNA. RefSeq lists its product as uncharacterized. Lineage: Eukaryota; Metazoa; Cnidaria; Anthozoa; Actiniaria; Actiniidae. Gene Ontology annotation, molecular function: lipid binding. The record is from RefSeq and is a predicted model, not a curated record.
ACAACUUGUUUUGUUUACCUGUAAACGGUUGCGCUUCCUCGCUCGAUUAAAAACGUAAUAGCAUACGGUUGUGCCAGGAAAAACCUUGCAUAAUGGCGACUGGAACUGCAGAAGAAGUAGAAGCAAAGGCAAGAAGACAGAGGCAAGACACCCAGUUCCGCCUGUCAUUGUUUGUAAUAGCUCUAAUUUCAUUGUCAUGGUUUCUGGGAGCAUUUGGCUUCUCGUAUCUAUGGUGUUUCUUCUUAAUACCUUUGUGUUUCACGGUUUGGUAUCGCAAAAAUACGAAAAUAAUUGACGAAAGAGUCCGUGAAGCAGAACUUUAUGUGCAUCGGAAAAAAGCUCUUAGAAACGAGGAGUCUACGGAGUGGCUCAAUUUUAUCUUAAAUCGAUGGUGGAAUUUCAGUGAAACUUCAUUAUGCCAGCUCAUUCGUGCAAGCCUCAAUCCCGUCCUAGACUACAGCAGGCCCUCGUUUAUAGAAAGCAUGGAAUUGAUUGAGUUCACAUUCGGUAAGAAGACUCCCUUUCUUAAGCAUGUCAAAGUAUUCGAGAACAUUGAUGAGGGUGACUCACCCAAUAUGCCAGCAACAGACCAGAACAUCUUCAAACCACCAGACGACAUGCAGAAACGGCAACGCCACUUGCUUGUGUUGAACAUGGACUUGUGUCUUCAGGCGCCUGACACUAAAAUUGUUAUUAACGUGCGACUUGGCGGGAAAAUGCUCGGAGCGGAUGUUGAUGUCAGCUUGGAGGAUGUAAAUCUAUCUGGCCGAGCGCAGAUUGUAUUCGAGAUGGAUCACAUGAUUCCCUUCCCGCACAUGAAAAGUGUCGCUGUGACGUUCCUGGAAAAACCUGAAGUCAGCUUUGAUGUGUGUAUGAUGCGUGCUGUACAAGUAAUGGACAUCCCAAUGUUAAAAGAUUUCAUCAAUGCACUAGUCAUAGACAGUCUGACCUACGCUCUCGUGGAUCCUGGGAGGAUCGAGAUUCCUCUAAACAGUGUUGACACUGAGGAACUGCUCAACGCUCCAAGAAAAUCUACUUAUGCUAAUGGAGUGCUGACGCUGACUGUAAAGGGAGGUUUACCUCAAAAAUUUACAGAUGACCAAAUCUUCACAUCGUUCAAGUUGGCGGACCAGGACGAAAUCAACUCGGAGAAGAUUCAGGGUGGAACAACAUGGGAGGGUUCUUUCUCGUUUCUUACCUACGACUUGGCCAACGAGCAUAUGACUAUUGAAGUUCGAGGUAAGCGAGUGUUUGGUACCAAGUACGUGCUGGCCAAGUACAAGAUCUUUUUGAAUAGUCUUAACCUCGAGAAAAAGAAGAAAGUUGACACGGCGCUUGAGAAGGAAGGUAUCAAAGGAUCGCGGCUCGAGGUAACAAUGGAAUAUACAGCACUAGAUCACAUCGACGUCAGCAGUCGAACAAAUGAAAAAGAAUUUCUUGAAAAAUACAACAUGAAUGAUCCUGUUAAUGAAGUUGCUGGUGUUCUCCUAGUCGUGUUGCACAGUGGAGCACAGCUCUUGUCUAUGGAUGCAGAUGGCUACAGCGAUCCUUACUGUAUCAUAACCGCAAACAAAGAAAAAAUCAAAACUACUGCGCAUGUGCAAGGAACAGUUAAUCCAGUGUGGGACUCUACAACAGAGUUCUUUGUCAAGGAUAUUACUAAGACAAACCUAUUUUUUCUGGUUUACGACCGUGAUCGCAAUUGGCAGGGACUGUCUGACGACUUCAUGGGAUCUUGUUCUUUCAACUUAUCAAAGGAGGAGCCAGCGAAAAUCAAGAAAAAGUUAAACCUGAAGUACAAGGUCUUCGGUAAGAAGCGGUCAGAGGAUUCAUUCAUGGACGCAGGCACGAUCCUGGUUUCAGCUGUGUUCAGACCAGUAACAUCCGUCAGCAAAUCAGCCAAAGAGGGCGACUUGACUUCCAUCGACAACGGAGACGUCAUUGAAGAUAUCAACGAACACGCCAAGAAACACACGCUGAAGAGUAGCAUGAAAACGAAAAGGCAAAUCGAAGAAAUGAUGCUCAUCAAAGAGCGAGGAGUACUCGUGGUUACUCUACUACAAGCUAAAAAUCUUGUAUCCAUGGAUAGCAAUGGGCUCAGUGAUCCAUUUUGUGUCGUGCGUGUUAAUAACUCCAAGAAAUUCAAGACAAAAGUAGUAUACGAGAGCCUUGCUCCUGUGUGGAACGAGUCUGUAUCUAUUGCCAUGCCACAGGGAAAUGACAAGCUGAUUGUUGAUAUGUUCGACAAAGACGUUUUUCAGAACGACUUCAUGGGAUCUGUAACAUUUUCUCCAGAAGAGAUUGAAGAACUCUCAAAGAAAACUAUUCCUGAAUGGUACAAACUGAAAGAUGUUGAUACGGGAGAAAUUCAGAUAAGACUAAAGAAAUGUAAACCUGGGGAACAGGUUCCUGACGUCGGUCAAGAUGUGGAUGAGGUCAACCAGGCACAAGGAGAAGGAGAAGCAGGUGACUCAGGAUUUGGCGAGUCAUCAGAAGCACAACCCGAAGAAAAAGACGCUCUUGAUAUGGCAUUGGAUAAUAUUGAGACCUACGCCAAUGAGGAAGGACCACCGGUCUACUAUAGUGUAUCGGGGGAAAUCAUCCAAGCGUCUGAUAUCAAAGGCUGGGGAGAAGUUCACAUCAAAGGAAGAGCAGAGAUACCUCGUAAGGGCAGAAAAGGAACCAUAAAGUAUGAACAAGUUCAAAUCCUUACCACUCCACCGCUCGCUCCUGAAGGAGGCUUGGUUAAAUGGAACCAUAUUUUCCAGACGUCAGGUGGUCAAUCCAUUUCGAAUGAAGCAGUUUUGGUGUUCGAGCUGAGAGACGCAAAGAAGAAGACACAGGGAAUAAGUAAAAUGACGAUAAAAGAGUUUUUCAAAGGUCAUCACUUAAAGAAAACAAAGUCAUCGAGCGGCACCGAGGAGAAGUGCUCCGUAACUAAGUGGCUCAAUUUUGAAUAUGACGGGAUGCCCGCUGGUAGUCUACAACUCAUGUUAUCCUACUCAGAUGUUCCCGACGCACCAAUCGCGCCCACCAAAUUCAAAAGGAAAUCACUUCUGAAACGAAUCUCGUCUAACCCUACUAUUUGACUUCUGUCCGAGUCACAUGAUUAUGCCACGCUGUAUAGGUCACGCGGUGUAGUUCAGGUGAAAUAGGUCACGUGGCACAAGUCACGUGGCGUAGGUCACGUGGUACAAGGUCACAUAGCAUAAGCCACAUGGUAUGGCCCAAGUGGUAUAGGACACAUGAAAUAUGUCACGUGUUAUCGGUCACGUGGUAUAAGUCACGUGGUAUAAGUCACGUGUUAUAUGUACGCUUCAAAAGUUGCACAAAAUCGUUUAAUAACUAUUUUGAGUUUAGUAAUAUUUGUAGUUAACAGUUUUUUUUUAUACGAAUGAUAGAAAUAUUCAGGCUCCUGAGUGAAACAUAAGGUACUGACUAGCAGCACGAGCACGGCCUCAAAGGACAUAAUACUGAUUUUCCAUAAGACAGUAUGUUUCCCACUGACACGAUAACCAUUCUAGAAUGGUUAUCGUGUUAGUGGGAAACAUACUGUACUCACUUACACAGCCUGGUAUGUUGUAACAUUGGAAAGGCUUUCCAUUAUCUUCCAGCAAUAGUAGACAGUCUCUUUUCGAAUUACCGUUCAAAUACCUCAUUUCAGUGUCGAAUUUAAAUAUUCACAAAUUCCAAACGGUAAAGUAAAGAAUGCACAACCUCAAGAAUAACGCGCACUUUGACAUUUUUUCAUAGACCUUGACUGGAAAACAUGAAUAUUCGAAGUAAUUUCACACGAAAUCAGGGCUAACCCUGUAGAAAAGAGAAUUCGAAACUGGAGUAUUCAUCCUUUUUUAACACCUUGAACAAUUAUUCACAUGUCUCUAUCAUUGCAAGCUAACCGUUCGUCUCGCUUCGAUACAAAGGUACGGUUACCUUUCAAGAUGGCGCAGGGAACUGUGAAGGGGAGUAUUGUCCCUUUAACAACUACGAUCCCAUGAUCACUGAAACAAAACGAUAAAUGUCAUUUCCAUAACCACGCAAACUCUGUACCUGCGACCUGCACGCUGAAAUUUGGUUUUUCGCUGGCGCCAGUCAAAAAUAUGAAAGGUACUGACUGAUUAGGCCCCGUCCACACGUAUCCGGAAACUUUUGUAUCCGCAAAU